GCGGUGGUGUUCGGACGGGAGGCAGAGGGGGGAGAGAGAGGCAGAGGCAGAGGGAGAGUAGGGAGGCAGAGCAAGAGACAGAGUUUUCUCUUUGUGUACAUACAAGAAGAAGCAAGUGGUGGUCAACAAGGUGACCUUGGUUUGUCGCGGAGGAAGUACAGGUCGUCUUUAGUACCUCCUCAUGGCAGCGUCCCAGCCCCGGCCUUCGGAACUUGGCCGAGCGGAGCUUUUUUCUGGCACACCUCGUUUUUUGCUAUCUGUGGAAAAAGGGCCAUCUGCCGAGCUCGUUGCUCAAGUCCGAGGAGAGCUCGCCAGUGGUGCGUCUGGUGUUGCUGCUUACGUGACGACGAACAAGUCCAAGAAGACUCACUUUGGUGUCUUUGUCCUUCGGAACUCCAUCACGCUCGCUGGCCUCACAGGCUACCUCGACGAGGUCUCUGGCAAAGCCAAGAUUGAUGUCCUCUAUGUCGACGAUGACCUCCGCGGUCGUGGCGUGGGAACGCUCCUGGUCAACGCCUUUGAGCGUGCAGUGGUCGACGCUGGUGGCUCCAAGAUCUCGCUGGUCUCGCUCUCGUACCAAGCGCCAGCCUUCUACGAGCGGCUCGGCUAUCGGAGGUGCCACGCCCAAACCGGGUGGCCGGCCUCGGCAAGCAACGUGUGGCUGGAAAAGGAUCUCGAGGCGUCUCCGCCGCCCGAGGCGUCUGCGGCCGAGGUGCUGGGCGACGAUGUGACCUUUGAGCUCCAGUCGCCGCCGGAUGAAGCUGCGGCUGCGGCGGUCGCCGACGGGCUGCAGGCGCACAACAUCGGUGUGUGGGAGACGCUCGGGUAUCCGCCGGGCGCGCCGCCCGGGACCGGGCCGGCUAUUCUGGUCACGGCGCGGCGCGGCGACAAACUGCUGGGCGCGCUGCACGGGAACCGACUCUUUGAUCUGUUUGCCGUCUCGGCGUGGGUUGUUGUCGAGUCUGAGCGGCGGAACGGGGUAGGGACGGCGCUGGUGGGCGCGCUCCGUGACGAGCUCCGCAGCGGCUCGUCGAUCGAUCGUACGCGGAUGAUCACAGUGACGCUCCCGCAUGCGUUGGCGUCGGAUGCGACCCAGGCUGCGCUCAAGGCUGCGCAGUUUGUCCCGGUCUACGACGACGGCGACGGCAUGCUGUGGGAGGGGCGGCCGGUGGGCGCGCUCGACACACUCACCGAGGUCGAUAGUAUGCACCGGUUCUUCACGGCGUGGGCCAACGGCGAGAUUCCCAAGUCGCCCGAGAACAUCGAGUACUUAACCUCACGCAUGGUCGACGCCUUUGUCAUCGUGCGGCCCAACGGGGCGGCGUACUCCAAGUCGCAGCUGACAAAGCUCGUUCUCGACGAGUACGGGCAGGCUGCCGCCGCACCCAUCGACAUCCAGCUCCGGUCGAUUGCCGUCCGCCGCGCUUGUCGGUGCUACGACGCGUGGCUGGUGGUUUAUGAGAACUGGCGUGUUCCGCGCGCUGCGUCUUCCGAGGACCAGGGCUUUGGAUGCCGGACCUCGGCUCUGCUCAGCUUUGACGUUGCAUCGGGCACCACGGUGUGGGAGCACAUCCACCGGACGGCGCUUCAAAAGGCUCCGGCACCGCAGACUCUGUAAACCUACAUUAUCAUC
Thecamonas trahens ATCC 50062 is the source of this 1633-nucleotide messenger RNA. RefSeq lists its product as uncharacterized. The record is from RefSeq and is a predicted model, not a curated record. Gene Ontology annotation, molecular function: acyltransferase activity, transferring groups other than amino-acyl groups. The coding region runs from base 182 to 1618 and encodes 478 amino acids. The transcript has a single exon. Lineage: Eukaryota; Apusomonadida; Apusomonadidae.